Molecule: messenger RNA, 4974 nt
Organism: Chiloscyllium plagiosum (whitespotted bambooshark)
Lineage: Eukaryota; Metazoa; Chordata; Chondrichthyes; Orectolobiformes; Hemiscylliidae
Gene: hapstr1a
Product: HUWE1 associated protein modifying stress responses a
Source: RefSeq, a predicted model, not a curated record
AAGGGGGACAGACAGAGGAGGGCGGGCGGUGGAGCAGGAGGGCAGGGCUGUACGCGCACAUUCUCUCUCUCUCUGUAUGCACACGGGCGGUGCGUCCAUCUUCCCCACACCAACCCAGCGUCCCUCCUCUAAACGCAGCCACCUCCCCGCCCUACCUACCUCCCUCCCUUCAGUUUAAUAACGUCAGCGAAAAGUACAAGCGGGGCGAUUGUUGACGGCGCGGACAAGGUUUUUUAAUGUGGCUCCGUGUGUCCAUGUGAGGAGGAAGAGGAGGUGGUGGUGGGGAGGGGGGAGGAAUUUGUUAUUUUUGGGGAAAAAAAGCCAAAAAAAAUCAAGGGAUUAAAAGAAAGAAAAUCAAACCAACCUUCUCCCCCCCCGCCCCCAAACCCCUCUCUCCUCCCCCUUUUUAAAACCCCCAAGAAGUGAGGGAGGGAAGGUGGAAGAGGAGGAAAAAACAAGGAUAUCCAAUGAUAUAACAACAAGACAGGCUCAGCGCAACAACCAUCUCUCUGUCUCUCUCCCCCCACCCGCCCCCUCCAAUAAAUAUUUAUAUGAAAAAGAUAGUGGAUGAUCGAUUUAUCAUGGAGGAUAAGAAAGAUGAGCACGAGUCAGAGAUACAGGAACAUUGCCCCGAACACUGGUUUUCCAAAUGGGAGAGGCAGUGCCUGGCGGAGAGCGAGCAAGAGGAGCAGACCCAGGAGGAGAGGGCGUCGCUAGAGGAAGAGCAGACCCAGCAAAAACUUUGGCAUUUAUUUCAAAAUUCGGCCACCGCCGUCGCCCAGUUAUACAAAGAUCGAGUCUGUCAACAACAAGGGCUGUCACUCUGGGUCCCCUUUCAAAAUGCCGCUUCGGCUGUCACCAAUGUGUAUAAAGAAAGUAUUGAAGCUCAUCGCCGAAGCUAUGACUUAGGAAUUCAGCUCGGUUAUCAACGGCGUAAUAAGGAUGUGUUAGCUUGGGUAAAAAAGCGGAGACGAACUAUUCGACGAGAAGAUUUGAUCAGCUUCUUGUGUGGAAAAGCUCCACCACCACGCAACACCAGAGCUCCCCCUAGACUGACAGUAGUAACCUCACCCACUAGAACACCCACAACAGAAACUAGUUCAUCUGUAGAGACUGACUUGCAGCCUUUUCGUGAAGCCAUUGCACUGCAUGGUCUUAGUGGAGCAAUGGCUAGUAUAAGUGUGCGCUCAAGUACUCCAGGGUCUCCCACUCAUGUGAGUGGUAGCUCCAACACUUCCCGCAGGAGAAAUGGACUCCAUGAUGUGGAUUUGAACACUUUCAUAUCAGAAGAAAUGGCACUCCAUUUGGACAAUGGUGGCACAAGGAAACGUACCUCAGCCCAGUGUACUGAUGUCAUCACAGACUCCCCAACGCACAAGCGCAAUCGAAUGCUUUGAACUUUUAUGAUUGCUGUGCUACUUGAAAGCCACUUGAUACUCGACACUUUCUUGAAUGGAAAUGGAGGGCCAUCAUAACUUGUUUGAUUUGUGAAAGUACAAGUGAAUUCAAUAAUGAUUGCCGUAAAGGAAGUUCUAACUAAUGCAGUAGAUGCCUCUUGUAAUUAUGGCUUUUCCAAUACUGGUCUUGUGACAGAGGACAUCCAAUCAUUUGUGUGCUAGUUAGCAAGAUCAUCAUAGGUGAACACAUUAGAUUCCAAGCUAAAGUGACCUUAACUUGUUUCCUUUUAAAGGGAAGGGUAACAUUGGAUGUUAAUUUGGUUAAACCUGUUAAUUGCCCGUUUAUUUUCUUAUGUGUUGACUGUCUGCUUCAACAGUAUUGCCAGUAUAUCACUGAUAGUCUGUUAAAAUGGCAUCUUCCGUCAAAUCUGCAGACUUCCAUUUUACAGCACUGUACUAAGACACUACUAGUUUUUGUAUAGUGCAAGCAUAUAAGUUGUAUCAAUAUUGGACUAUUUUUAGUUAAACUCAAGCAGCUGCUAAUUCUGUGGAUUGUGGAAAUGGUGCUAUGAUGGUCAUGCAAUUAAUACUAAAUAUCAAAUCAACAUAAAAGAUCUUUAUUGGAUUCACUUCUUGUGUUUUAAGUGUUGCAAAAAUUACAACAAUAAUAUUGACUUUCCCAUAAAAAUUCUAAACUCUUAUGUUUAAAUAUAUAAAUAUAUAUAAAUAUAUGUAAUGUAUAUACUAAGCAUUUGGAUGCUGGUAUAGUACUCGUGCUACAUAAUGUAAAUAAAAUGUGCACACCAAACCCUGGAGUGGAUAUCCGAAAUCAGAACUGCAUCAUGCUCAGUUUAAGCAUUUCCUUCACGUAGUGGAGCUGGUCCAGUUAGAUAAUUCAUGGGACAGAGUCUUUGACAGUGGGUUUAAAAAAAACUUAGUCAAUUACUUGCGACCGUUCACUUUUAAAAUGGUCUGCAGUAGUCUGUUAAUGGAGGUGAUUUAUUUUCAUUUGCUGAUGUUUGUGUAAACAUACUCGCAUAAACCUGAUUUUCAAGCCUGUUUGUUGCAAAUGCUACAUUUCUAUCUCAUCUGCUUGCAUUUUUAUGAAGUGAUUCUUGAGAAAGAAUACUUAGCCUUAUAAAGUCUGUUUAUGGAGAAGUUUUAACUGAUGAAUUUACACUGUGGUAAACCGGAUUAGCAAAAAAACCCUGUCACUUACUGCAAACAUAGUGGCACAACCUUUCAAUGAAUUUGCUUUUCGUUAUAAAAAAUCAGAACUCAAGGUCACUACAUAAUCAACGGCUUGAAUAAAACUUAAACGAGCUGAUGUGUACACACUAACUUGAGCAAUUUUGCCCAUUUGCACAUGCAGAUACAUCUCUUGGCAAAUGUUACGUUGUCUUCUUUUCUCACUGGGAAGCCUAUGCAAAGUGCAAUUUAAUUGUUUUAUGUAAUACUAAUUUGGAGGGUUGGCUGUUAGCCUCACCACUGAGUGUAUGAUCCAGACAGCCUUAAAAGGUUGUUUUUUUUUUCAGUCAGGCAGUCGGGUAUGCUGUAAGACAGCACUUUUUUUUUCCCUUUUACAAUAACAGUAUAAAUUUUAGACUGGUUCCCUUCCCUCUUCAAUUUCCUCCUCUUUGUGAUUUACCAACCUCAAGCCAUCUGUAGGUCAUAUCAAUAACAUUAAAAUACGGCUUCAGCAUAACUGAAGAAGCUUUAUUUUAAAUAAGUGAUCUUUGAAACUGUAUAAACGACAUCUGAUACGGGAAUUCUUACAACGGGUUGUCUGGUGAGAACUCUGGGCGCAUCUGUAAACACUGGCAACCAAUAUGAAUUUUUAGUUUAUUUUGUCAGAUGCUUAGGCUCAUUUUGAAAUUGGGAGUGCUGGAUGCUGUCACAUAAUCAGUUUAACUGGUUUUAGACUAUGUGGAGCUAAAAGAUGUAUUAACUUAUGUUGGGGGGGGGGGGGGAGAGAAUGUAAAAUAAUGUUGCUUAUGCUACACCUUCAGAGAAAAAAACCUUUUGAAUGAGCUUGUUUUUCUGAGAGGAUGGGAAGGAUAAGCGUCAAAGGUUGACAGGAGGGGGGAGAAAAACUUGUGUGCGUUCUAAAAGUCAAGAUAUGGCUUUCAGUAAAUUUUGCACUAACAGAUUUUCAGUUUACAAUGAUCGAUGACAUUUGCAUGUCUGCUUUUAUCACAUUAUUACCACAAACUCCUUUGGCUCUUUUUGCAGGAAUUUUAUUUUGUCACUUUUCUAGCUUAAUGUAAAUAGUAUAAUGUAAAUUGCAGUAGGGGUAGACCACCACCACUGAGGCAAUUGAUAUAAUUCCAUACAAUGUUUUGAUAAAUUUUGAAUUUUAAUAGUGUGCUGAAAAGGUAUUGCGUAAUGGUGUAAAGCUACAUGGAUGGCUUUCUAAGUUGCACGCUGUUUGUUUCACUUGCUAAGUCAUUUUGAUUUGGUGGAAACCACUGUAAUCUGUCAUCGCCAUUUAAGGAUAGGUAGCACUUCACUUUAAUGAGUUAACUGUACCGAACUGUUAUUUCAUCUAACUGUAGCGUGCACUUGGAGAAAGAAUAAACACCAUGCAAAUCGGACAUUGCCUUUUUCAAUUGCACUUGUUUACGUGGAAUUAAUUCAAAAUUACUUAAUUUUAGGAAUUUUCUGUCUUGCCCACCCAUUCGCUUCCAUUGUUACACUUAUAAAUGUAUUAACACUAAUCUGGGAAAAAUUAGGGUUACUGGAAGUUCUAAAUGAAACUUUAAGAUGACUGUUUUGGUAAUUGGUUUGACUGUCAAAACAAAGUUUGAUUUCCUAUUCUUGGUUUUUCAUUACCUUUUUUUCCCUUCCUGUCCUUCCCAUGUACAAGUGUGGGCAUUGUGCACUUUGCUAUAAUGUCUUUUAAGUGUGUUAAUACGGUGCCAAAUAAGUGUUCAACGGACAGGGGUCAACAGGUAGCUUUUCAGAUGUGCAGUAUUUGCCAUGUAAUAAGGUUUUGUUCAUUUUAAUUGCUGAACAUAGUUAUAAAGGUUUUUGAUUGCAAAUAUGAAAAAUGUUUUGAAGCCAGUACAUUAACUUUUAAGGCUUAAUGAAGCUUUUGGCCUCUCUUACCCCAAAUGUUUACUUGACACACUUAAAUAGUCCAAUGAGUAUUACUAUGCUUCUGGAGUGUCUAAUUUAAGUAUGAUGGUAAUAAAGAACUGUGAAUGAUAUUAUGCGUCCAGUUUGCGUGACGGAGUGUUUCAGAGUAGAUAGUAGUUGCAAGUUUCUGGUUGUUAACUAAUUGGGAGCACUGUUGAAAAUUGUUUUCAUUGUUUUUUGGUUGAUUGAAUUACACUUGUAUAAAAGUUAAUUCCUGUAAAGUUUCCUCCCUUUUGAUUACAAUUCUUGUAACUGGGUAAUGGAACAAUCACAAACCUGAACAGGUCCUCUGAGCACUUGAAUACGGAGGUAAAGGAUUUGUAAAUUUUUCCCUUCCCUUUUUGUGGGGGUGGAGAAAAGUUGAAAUUUGUAAAGUUAGCUUUCUGGAGCAAAAUAUGGACAGUGGCAUUCAAACAGUUAUUAAAAGGAAACAACAUCA